GUGUAUCUGUCCAUAGUAUACACCAUCGGCCAGGUGAUCAUGGCUAUCAGUGCCAUCCAUGAUAUCACAGAUACCAACAGAGACGGUACACCAGACAACAUGACCUUCCAUACUGCCAUGUCCAUGCUGGGACUCAUGCUCAUUGCCUUGGGAACUGGAGGUAUUAAACCCUGUGUGGCAGCGUUUGGAGGAGAUCAGUUUGAAGAACAUCAGGAAAAACAAAGGAGUACUUUCUUUUCCAUAUUUUAUCUGUCCAUAAACGCUGGCAGUCUUCUCUCCACUCUCAUCACACCCAUCCUGAGAGCUCAAGAGUGUGGUAUCUACUCAAAGCAAAGUUGUUUCCCGCUGGCUUUUGGGGUCCCUGCAGCUCUCAUGGUGGUUGCCCUCGUAGUGUUCAUCGCAGGUCACAGCAUGUACAUUAUGGAAUCCCCCAAAGGCAACAUCCUGCUGCGAGUCAUGAAAUGCAUUGGAUUUGCAAUUAAGAACAGUUUCAAUCACCGCAGUAAGCAAUUCCCCAAGAGAGAGCACUGGAUGGACUGGGCGGAAGAGAAAUAUGAUAAACUCCUGAUCGCUCAGGUGAAGAUGGUGUUGAAGGUUCUGUUCCUCUAUAUCCCUCUGCCAAUGUUCUGGGCCUUAUUUGACCAGCAGGGCUCCCGUUGGACUCUUCAAGCCACCACUAUGGAUGGUAACUUUGGAGCGUUUAUAAUUCAGCCCGAUCAGAUGCAGAUUGUGAACCCCGUACUGAUUGUGAUAAUGGUGCCAAUCAUGGACUCUGCAGUGUAUCCACUUAUCAAGAAGUGCCAUAUUAACUUCACGCCCCUGCGGAGGAUGACUGUUGGUAUGCUGCUGGCUGCAUUAGCAUUUGUGGCUGCUGCUCUUUUGCAGAUUCAAAUUGACCAAACAAUGCCCGACUUCCCACCAAGCUCUGAAAUCCAGGUGAAGUUCCUGAACUUGGAGAACACAUCACUGCCUGUUGUAGUGGAGGGGCAAGAACAGUUUGCUGUUCCUGGUUUUGAUUCUUCUAAUGGUUAUAUGACACUUGACACCGAGAACAUUACAGUCUCUGCUGGAGGAAAAAACGCUACAGCUUAUUUCCAGAAGAAAACAAGGCACACGGUUUUGAUAAAUACUGAUGGAAUGCUAGAACAGCUCAAUGACAUAACCGAGAAACCGAAUCAAGGCUUGAAUGCGAUCAGGUUUGUGAAUGGCUUUAGGUCUCAUCUGAACUUCACAAUAAAGUCUGAUAAUCUGGGUCUCAUCGCUCCCUUACAAGUAUCAGGCUACCUCAACGUUCCCCACGGCAAAGCCAACUUUACUAUUGUGAAUGAAAAAGGACAGACGUGCCACUACAUCCUGCAGCUGGGCUUCGGAAGCUCCUACACAGUCCUGAUCCCAAGCACCUUUAGUUUUGGAGAAACUGUAAGUCAUGUUUUUACAGUCAGCGAUUAUAGUAUGAACACUAGUAGGAAUAGUUAGAACUAGAAACAUCUAAUAUGCUUGCCUCUUAUAUUUACUUGCACCCAUGCACCAAGCAAUAUGAAGUCAGUCCUCCAGGCUGGUUGGCUGUUGACUGUUGCAGUGGGGAACAUCAUUGUGCUCAUCGUGGCUGAGGCAGGCUCACUUCCAGAUCAGUGGGCAGAAUACGUGUUGUUCGCGUCUCUCCUGGUGGCCGUGAGUAUCAUCUUUGCGGUCAUGGCUUACUUCUACACCUACAUAGACCCGACGGAAAUUGAGGCUAAAUUUAGGGAGCUUGAGCCAGAAGAUAAGAAAAAGAAAGAGCUUGAAAUGACGACCAAAGACAAUUUGGCGUACCUAAACAACGAGACGUCAAAUAACACAGACGUCAAACAAAUGAAGAUCUAGAUUCAUCACUUCUUUUUCUCUUGAUCUGUGGUUUGAAAGUGUUGGUGUUCCCUUUACUACUACUGAUCGAAGAACUGAUUCACCAUUUUUAUCAAAGCUGGGCUUGGGAUUUGUUAUGCAGUAGGACAAAUACAACACAAUCCUAAAUCAGCCCAAGGAAAGCAAAUUCUACCUGAAAUUAAAUGGUGUGUUUGGGACGACAACCAUGGGCAGAAGGUUUGGUAGUUUCAUAGUUUGAUAUGGUUGAGAUCAGCGUUAAAG
Messenger RNA from Sinocyclocheilus rhinocerous, 2124 nucleotides. Its product is annotated as solute carrier family 15 member 1-like. The record is from RefSeq and is a predicted model, not a curated record. Gene Ontology annotation, cellular component: membrane. The transcript is spliced from 18 exons. Lineage: Eukaryota; Metazoa; Chordata; Actinopteri; Cypriniformes; Cyprinidae. Gene Ontology annotation, molecular function: transmembrane transporter activity. Gene Ontology annotation, biological process: transmembrane transport; oligopeptide transport.